AUGGAAGAAAACACCAUAUGCAUCUUGCUCCUCAAUUUCAAGUCGACCUCAGUACCCUCGAGAUACCUUAGUCAAGACGACAAAAGCCAAAUUACUAUCGAACACCGACCUAAACUUGACCCCGCCCUUGACGAGAUCCUCAUUCGCACUCAUGCAUUAGCUGCCAACCCGCCUAAAAUCUCUUCGUCACUUCCUAUCCCAACUUCCUCGGCAGUGACUUUUCAGACACUAUCGAAUCCGUCGGUUCCUCUAUUACGAAAUUUGAAGUCGGAGAAAGAGUCACUAGAUUCGCUGCAGUUAUCUACAACGACAAAAUACAUCAUGGGGCUCGGCAUUAUGUAG
Botrytis sinoallii is the source of this 342-nucleotide messenger RNA. RefSeq lists its product as uncharacterized. The coding region runs from base 1 to 342 and encodes 113 amino acids. Lineage: Eukaryota; Fungi; Ascomycota; Leotiomycetes; Helotiales; Sclerotiniaceae. The transcript is spliced from 2 exons. The record is from RefSeq and is a predicted model, not a curated record.